UUAGUUUCGUUUUGUAGGACUAGUUUAGUGUCCCUUGGUACUUGGGCUGCGUGUUUCUAGCGCCAUACACUAUUCCUGGGCACGGUUCUGCCUCAUUUCCAAGACUUGGGCUGUUAUCUCUGAAAGCUGUGUCCCGCGGCACGAUGCCACAGCUCGGACUCUUGCCCAGGAGGACCUGCGCUGCGCUGCUCAGCCAGCUCCUGCGCCGCGCUGCGUGCAUCCGAGCGGUCGGUUGCCAUAGCCAGGUUGCACAGGCAAUGUUAACAUCCCAACUGAAAUCACAUCAAGAGAAAACAAAUUUUAUCAAGACCCCAAAGGGCACCAGAGAUCUUAGUCCCAAGCAGAUGGUUGUGAGGGAGAAAAUUCUUGAUACGGUUAUCAGUUGCUUUAAACGUCAUGGAGCAGAGGGAUUGGAUACCCCAGCAUUUGAGCUAAGGGAAUUUCUCACUGAGAAGUAUGACAAUGAGUCUGGGCUCAUCUAUGAUCUGGAGGAUCAAGGUGGAGAGCUGCUGUCCCUUCGUUAUGACCUUACUGUCCCUUUUGCUCGUUAUCUGGCCAUGAAUAAACUGAAGAAGAUGAAACGCUACCAAGUUGGAAAGGUGUGGCGAAGGGAGAGUCCAACUGUAGUCCAGGGCCGCUAUCGGGAGUUCUACCAGUGUGAUUUUGAUAUUGCUGGUCAGUUUGACCCUAUGAUCCCUGAUGCAGAAUGUUUGAAGAUCAUGUAUGAAAUACUAAGUGAGUUGCAGCUGGGAGACUUUCUCAUUAAGGUCAAUGACCGGCAAAUCGUGGAUGGGAUUUUUGCUGUCUGUGGUGUUCCUGAAAGCAAGUUCCAUACUAUCUGUUCCUCCGUGGACAAACUAGACAAGAUAUCUUGGAAGGAUGUGAGGUAUGAAAUGGUGGCAAAGAAAAGCCUGGCUCCUGAAGUGGCUGAUCGAAUUGGGGACUAUGUCCAGCGUCAUGGUGGUAUAUCUCUGGUAGAGCAGAUGCUCCAGGAUCCCAGACUAUCCCAGAACAAGCAGGCCCUAGAAGGCUUAGGGGCCCUGAAGCUUCUUUUUGAAUACUUGACUUUAUUUGGAAUCACCGAGAAGAUCUCCUUCGACCUGAGUCUUGUUCGAGGCCUGGAAUACUAUACAGGAGUGAUCUAUGAAGCAGUUUUGUUACAAACCCCAGCUCAGGCUGGAGAGGAGCCCUUGAAUGUGGGUAGUGUGGCUGCUGGUGGGCGCUAUGACGAACUGGUGGCCAUGUUUGACCCUAAGGGCCACAAAGUGCCAUGUGUGGGACUAAGCAUUGGAGUAGAGCGAAUCUUCCACAUUGUGGAACAGAGGAUGAAGAUUUCGGGUGAGAAAGUUCGGGCCACAGAGACCCAGGUGUUUGUGGCCACACCUCAGAGGAAUUUUCUCCGAGAACGGUUAAAGCUAAUUGCAGAGCUUUGGGAUGCUGGGAUUAAGGCAGAGAUGCUAUAUAAGAAUAACCCCAAACUAUUAACCCAACUGUACUACUGUGAGAAAACAGGCAUUCCCCUGAUGGUCAUUAUUGGUGAGGAAGAACAGAAGGCAGGGGUCAUAAAGCUCCGUUUAGUGGCCACCAGAGAGGAGCAGGCCGUUAAACGGGAACAUCUUGUGGCUGAAAUUCAGAAGCGACUGUCUGUCUUGAGCCUUGCCUGAUUGCCAUCUGGUGCUCUUAUACAGAAGUUUUCACUAGCAUUGAGUUCCUGAAGAACUUCACAACAGCUGGCCAGCAGGGGUGACAAAUGCUUUCAGCCUCCUCUCUUCUUGAA
Fukomys damarensis (Damara mole-rat) is the source of this 1777-nucleotide messenger RNA. Its product is annotated as probable histidine--tRNA ligase, mitochondrial. Bases 144 to 1664 code for a protein of 506 amino acids. Gene Ontology annotation, biological process: histidyl-tRNA aminoacylation. Gene Ontology annotation, cellular component: cytoplasm; mitochondrion. The record is from RefSeq and is a predicted model, not a curated record. Gene Ontology annotation, molecular function: histidine-tRNA ligase activity; ATP binding; identical protein binding. NCBI's taxonomy places the organism in Eukaryota, Metazoa, Chordata, Mammalia, Rodentia, Bathyergidae. The transcript is spliced from 13 exons.